AGUGGGCAGCAGGGACAAUAGCAGACAUGCUGUGUGGGCUCAACCGGGAGACCCCUGGAGAGGCUGACGAUGGGCCUUACUCCAAAGGAGGCAAGGACUCAGGAGGAGCCGAUGUGGCCCUGGCUUGCCGCAGACAGAGCAUUCCAGAGGAGUUCCGAGGGGUCACCGUGGUGGAGCUGAUCAAGAAAGAAGGCAGCACGCUGGGCCUGACCAUCUCAGGUGGCACCGACAAGGAUGGGAAGCCCAGGGUCUCCAACCUGAGACCUGGGGGGCUCGCGGCCAGGAGUGACCUGCUGAACGUGGGCGACUACAUUCGGUCAGUGAAUGGGAUCCACCUGACCAGGCUCCGCCAUGAUGAGAUCAUCACCCUGCUCAAGAACGUGGGCGAGCGCGUGGUGCUGGAGGUGGAGUAUGAGCUGCCCCCGCCUGCCCCUGAGAACAACCCAGGGAUCAUUUCAAAGACAGUGGAUGUCUCCCUCUACAAGGAGGGCAAUAGCUUUGGCUUUGUCCUCAGAGGAGGUGCCCAUGAAGACAGUCACAAGUGUCGCCCACUUGUCCUGACCUAUGUGCGGCCUGGGGGCCCUGCUGACAGGGAGGGCUCUUUGAAGGUGGGUGACAGGCUGCUCAGCGUUGAUGGGAUCCCGCUGCAUGGGGCCAGCCACGCUGCCGCCCUGGCCACUCUACAGCAGUGCAGCCACGAGGCCCUCUUCCAGGUGGAGUACGACGUGGCCAUUCCAGAUACUGUGGCCAAUGCUUCGGGGCCCUUGAUAGUGGAAAUAACCAAGACGCCGGGGUCAGCCCUGGGGAUCUCGCUCACCACCGGCUCCCACCGGAACAAGCCAGUCAUCACCAUCGACCGCAUCAAGCCUGCCAGCGUGGUGGACAGGAGUGGAGCACUGCAUGCUGGAGACCACAUCCUGUCCAUUGACGGCACCAGCACGGAACACUGCUCGCUGCUUGAGGCCACCAAGCUCCUGGCCAAUGUGUCAGAGAAAGUGCAACUGGAGAUCCUGCCUGCACCCCAAAAUCGGCGACCCCUAAGGCCCUCUGAGGCAGUGAAGGUGCAGAGAAGUGAGCAACCAUAUCGCUGGGACCCCUGUGUGCCCUCCUGCCACAGUCCCCGCCCUGGCCACUAUAGGACACCCGCCUGGGCCACACCUGCCAGCCAAGACCAGAGCCGAUCCUUAUCCUCAACUCCAUUCUCCUCGCCGAUCGUGAACCACACCUUUCCCUGCACCAACCCCAGCACCCUUCCCCGUGGAUCCCAGCCCAUGAGCCCCCGGACCACAAUGGGGCGGAGGAGGCAGCGGAGAAGAGAGCACAAGAGUUCAUUGUCGCUGGCCUCCAGCACAGUGGGGCCGGGUGGGCAGAUCGUGCACACGGAGACCACGGAGGUUGUGCUUUGCGGUGACCCCCUCAGCGGCUUCGGCCUCCAGCUCCAGGGCGGCAUCUUCGCCACCGAGACCCUGUCUUCCCCGCCCCUUGUGCGUUUCAUCGAGCCUGACAGCCCGGCAGAGAGGUGUGGGCUGCUGCAGGUGGGGGACCGUGUCCUGUCCAUCAACGGCAUUGCCACCGAGGAUGGGACAAUGGAGGAAGCCAACCAGCUGCUGCGGGAUGCUGCGCUGUCCCACAAGGUCGUGCUGGAGAUCGAGUUUGAUGUGGCAGAGUCUGUCAUCCCGAGUAGCGGCACCUUCCAUGUGAAGCUGCCUAAGAGGCGCGGUGUGGAGCUGGGCAUCACCAUCAGCUCGGCCAGCAGGAAGCGAGGGGAGCCCCUGACCAUCUCUGACAUCAAGAAAGGCAGUGUGGCACACAGGACUGGCACCCUCGAGCCAGGCGACAAGCUGCUGGCUAUUGACAACAUCCGCCUGGACAACUGUGCCAUGGAGGACGCUGUGCAGAUCCUGCGGCAGUGUGAGGACCUGGUGAAGCUGAAGAUCCGGAAAGAUGAGGACAACUCUGAUGAGCAGGAGACCACGGGUGCCAUCAGCUACACAGUGGAGCUGAAACGCUACGGAGGCCCCCUGGGCAUCACCAUCUCGGGCACAGAGGAGCCUUUUGACCCCAUUGUCAUCUCAGGCCUCACCAAGCGUGGUCUGGCUGAGAGGACUGGCGCUAUCCAUGUUGGGGACCGUAUCUUGGCCAUCAACAGCGUUAGCCUCAAGGGCCGGCCGCUGAGUGAGGCUAUCCACCUCCUGCAGGUGGCCGGUGAGACCGUCACACUGAAGAUCAAGAAGCAGCUAGACCGCCCGCUUCCACCCCACAAGUCAGGCAGCUUCAGUGAGCCCAGCGAUGCAGAUGAGGACCCGCCAGAGGCGCUCAAAGGAGGACAGCUGACAGCCCGGUUCCCACCCCCUGUGCCCAGUGUGGACAGCGCCGUGGAGUCCUGGGACAGCUCGGCUACAGAGAGUGGUUUUGGGGGCUCAGGGUCCUACACUUCACAGACGACAACCCGGGGUGUGAACCCCCAGGAGUGGCAGCCCAGCCGUCUGAGAAGCAGCCCCCCACCCACCAAGCCCCGGAGAACGAGCUAUACCCCAGCUUCUGCUGACAAGAGCUUCCCCGAGGAGGAGGAAGAGGAGGAGGAUUGGGAGCCACCAACUAGCCCGGCCCCCGGCCCUGCCCACAAGGAGGGCUUCUGGCGUGUGUUUGGGGAAGCCCUCGAAGACCUGGAGUCGUGUGGUCAGUCAGAGCUGCUGAGGGAACUGGAGGCAUCCAUCAUGACCGGCACCGUGCAGAGCGUGGCUCUCCAGGGCAGGCCUGGCCACCGGCCCUGGCGGAGGGGCCGGGAGGUACGCGCCUCCCCCGAAGAGAUGCGGCAGCUGCUGCUGCCGACAGCCCUGGAGAUGCACAAGGUGACCCUGCACAAGGACCCCAUGAGGAAUGACUUUGGUUUCAGCGUCUCUGAUGGCCUCCUGGAGAAGGGUGUCUAUGUCCACACUGUGCGCCCUGAUGGGCCUGCCCAGCGUGGGGGCCUCCAGCCCUUCGACAGGGUCCUCCAGGUCAACCACGUUCGCACGCGGGACUUCGACUGCUGCCUGGCGGUGCCACUCCUGGCUGAGGCGGGCGAUGUGCUGGAGCUGGUCGUCAGCCGCAACCCACUGGCACAGAGCAGCCGGACCCCUCGAGCACCAGGCCCCAGCAGCCCCCAGAUGCUCUGAAGUCAGUGUGGUCCAGACACCCAAGGGGCCACUAGGGCAGAUCCUGGCUCCCAGACCUGUAACUGGGCUGGGAAAGUGGCCACCCACGCGUUCAUCUGUCUAUCUGGCAGGCUCUGUUCUCCGAUUCUGUGGAACUGGGGUGCUGGGCACUGAGGUCCCUGCCCCAGUUGGAGUGGCAUCUGGUCUUUCUCCACAUUGGAUCUCCAAGAUGCCCAGAGGUGCCAAGACCAACAGAGAUAGGCUGCUCAGCUGGGAGAAGAGGGAUCUGGACAUGGCCCCAGGUCCCUACAGGGCUUCCUCAGAGGGUGUCUGGUGCGGGGAAAGCCUAGCUCAGUGUAGGGAGCACUU
Miniopterus natalensis is the source of this 3506-nucleotide messenger RNA. It is a transcript of the gene GRIP2, whose product is annotated as glutamate receptor interacting protein 2. Lineage: Eukaryota; Metazoa; Chordata; Mammalia; Chiroptera; Miniopteridae. Gene Ontology annotation, biological process: neurotransmitter receptor transport, endosome to postsynaptic membrane. The record is from RefSeq and is a predicted model, not a curated record. Gene Ontology annotation, molecular function: protein binding.